AAUAGCCCACCUAAAACCUAAUCUCUUGAACCAAAAGUUGAAACAUCCUAUAAUCCUCCAAAUACUCCGCAAGGUUACAUUUUUGCAGUGAAAAGGGAAGAUGAGUGCUGCUUAUCCACCAGUUAUAGAAUGAUCAAGAUUGGGCUUUUAUGUCAUAGAAGAAUAUCAUCAAUAAAACAUUGCUUCAGCAACAUUUUUCAUCAAGAUUUGCUUAGCUGUAGCAGAGGAAUGGUGACACUAAUAGUGGCUACCACCAUAGACCCUGCUUCCAUUGGCCCUGCAUCUGCCCUUCUAGCCAUGCCUGGAUGGCACCCUGGUCCUCCCAUUCAGGAUGUGCCAAGUUUUGUGAAUCGAGAUGUAAGGCUAUUGAAACAUGAUAGCAGCAUUGUGAAAGAGGACCACCUGGACAUGCGUUGGGAAGAUACCACAGGCGAGACGGUUGAUGAGGUUAUCUUUCUUAGCAAGCACACUGCUGCAUCUAAUCGUCCUGCACUUACAGUUCACCCCAUAGGUGUGCCUCACCUAACAGAGGGGGACCAGCUGCCGGUAGGUGGGAAGCCUGCCUGGGCUGCACCACCGAAUCCACGUAUAGGACCGUGGUUUAGACUAUUGAAAUCUAUUGCUGACUCACAGAAUCUAACUCCUGAAUUCGAGGUCACAUUGGAAGCUACACAUCAUGGUCCUGUAACUAAUGCACCCACAAUGUUUGUAGAGAUCGGCAGCACAGAGGAGUACUGGAAGAGGCAGGAUGCUGCACAAGCCAUUGCCUUAUUAGUCUGGGAAGGACUAGGGCUCGGGGGAGGGGAUGCAGUGGGGGAUUGGAGCAGAAAUUGUUGUCUGCAAAAGAUUCUCCUAGGAAUUGGUGGGGGACAUUAUGUACCACGGCAUAUGGAUAUAGUUCGGAAAGAUGGAGUUUGGGUUGGACACCUUAUUGCUGGAUAUUCAUUACCAAUGGAGGACCCUGGUCCGUCCAAAUCGCAGUCCAACUUGGAGGUGGGUGGAACUUGGAAACAAGCAAUCAGAGUUGCUUUUGACACUACUAGCGCAGCUUUUCCUCAAGGAGAAGUACUAGCACAUCUCGAUAACAAGAGUUUCAAAGGUUGGCAAAGAAAUGCUAUAGUUGGAUUUUUAGCAGAGCAGAACAUUAAAGUUGGGAAGCCAAGUGAUUUCUGCUAAUUCUAUUACAUUUCUCUCUUUUAUUGCAACUUGUAAGAAAUAAAUUCUACUUAGUGAUCUACUAUCAGUUCAAAGUUUCUAUGGUGAAAUAUUUGAGUAAACAUAAAAGCCAGAAAUUAGUUUGUUGUUUAUAUUAAAUCAAAGUUUCUAUGGUGAACUUUGAAAUAGCAUGACAGGAAAUGAGUGAUAAUUACUCCAUUGAGUAUGUUAUUA
Messenger RNA from Solanum lycopersicum (tomato), 1389 nucleotides. RefSeq names its product D-aminoacyl-tRNA deacylase. The record is from RefSeq and is a predicted model, not a curated record. NCBI's taxonomy places the organism in Eukaryota, Viridiplantae, Streptophyta, Magnoliopsida, Solanales, Solanaceae. Gene Ontology annotation, molecular function: D-aminoacyl-tRNA deacylase activity. Gene Ontology annotation, biological process: D-amino acid catabolic process.